Messenger RNA from Toxoplasma gondii ME49, 2422 nucleotides. RefSeq names its product Toxoplasma gondii family A protein. Lineage: Eukaryota; Apicomplexa; Conoidasida; Eucoccidiorida; Sarcocystidae. The record is from RefSeq and is a predicted model, not a curated record. The transcript has a single exon. The coding region runs from base 556 to 1644 and encodes 362 amino acids.
GGCGUGUUAAAAACUGCAGCUAGAUACCCCCACUGCUUCUUGGUUCAGAACUCUACCUUUAGCUACCGCUCGUUGACGUUGGUAGACACAAACAACUGCUCCGGCUGUUCAAUCGUGCAGUCGACUCGCUGACAGGAAGGAAAACGCGUAUGAGAAUGCUGGACAUGGUAGAACGUCUCUCAAUGUGCGAACACUAUUCCAUGACUCACGUCAUCCAGAAGUACCCUUUAUUAGGCACAAAACAGUAGAUCUGGCAUUGUCCCUUUGCAGCCUCCCUUUCCACCGCGACCCGCGGUCCACUGCCGCUCUCGAAUUUCGCACCCAACGGGCCACCCACCACUCGUUCCCGACCUUGUUCAGCCUGCCAACUGUGAGGGUCACCUGGCCACAGAGGCGACAUGCUCACUUCUACGCGUUUGUCGAAAUAGCGCUUCUGGCAUGCUGAAGCGGACAGAUUUCAUUAAGAACAUAAAAAACUCUUUUUUUACCUUCGAGGUAUCUGGGUGACAUCCGUGCCUUUGUCCAGUACCGCUUCCACGAAAUACUCCGGUCCCCAUGGGGUCGCACAUUUUUCGAGCCGUGUAUUUGACCCUGCUUAUUGGCAGCGUCUUGCACUGCGGUGGGUCUGAACAAAGCGAAACGCCAAAGACCGAGGCGGAUUUCACAACGACUAUCCCCAAAACGGGACUCGAAAAGGACCUACAGCAAGUCUUUACUCUUGGCCCAUCGAAUACGCUCCAGGUCAUUGACGAAACCGGGGACGCUGACUAUUUGCCAAAAGAGGGCGAGAAUUUAAGGGAGGCUCUGGCCAGCCCAUACAGUGUCGCGUAUCGAUUUGUUAAUGGAGCUUGCGAUUUCAAUGAGACAGUGAAAUUCAAGAAUGCAUUUCCUGGCUACGAGGAGCCAGUAUGGGUUCGUGAAGGGCCUAGUUCGGGGGAAGGGGUGAAUUCACCAUCUGGAAAGGCUGUGAGGUACACAUUUACAAACCCACCAGCGGAGUAUUUGGGCGGGGGUUUGAGUUUCUGUGUACAGUUCAAGACAUUUCUCGCUUCCGGAUCUCAAACGAGCACGUCGACUGCUGCGACAUCAGGAUCAUCUGCCUCUGCUGGUGGGACGAAGCCAGACUUCAGUACUCAACCAAAUGAACAGGAAAGCCAGUCGCAUGCUCCAGCUCCAGAGGAUUCGCCCGGUUCUCCAGGUCAGUCGGAGCCCAGUGAGAAGCCUGAAUCACAGCAAGGUGAGACAGGUGAGGGAGAAGACGAGGACGACGGUGAUGACCGUCCGCAAGGCGACGAGUCGAGUCCGGAGGCCCGUCCAGAGAUUCCCAGUGUUGGAAAUCCCUCGUUACCCCAGCCUCCGGCUGGUUCACCUCAGGUUGACCAGAGCCAGGGCAGCAGCAACCCUGAUGGAGGUCCACAGCAUCCCGCCGAGCCGGAGUCUCCGGGAGGUGAAGCGGCUUCUGGCAAUGAUGUCACAACAGAACAAGAAGGCUCUCCCACGAGGCGUCUCAGUGACGCUCAACCAGCGAAUGCCUCAUUCUUGACUAUUAUUGUGCACUCAGCGACGUGGAGCCUGGCAGGUGGCAUGAGCGCAUUGUCAGUUUUUCUUCUUGCAGCUGCAGGAACACUGCCGUCGAUUUGUUAACCGCUUUUGAACGUUAGCAAGCGCGGCAGGAAGCGAAGGGACAGGAAAAUAGGGAGGAUGAAUCGGCUUUGUCUAUCGUCAAGAAGCGGAUGCCGAACACUAGUCAUAGCCAACAUUGAUUUCCGAAUCCUGUCAGUGUCCUGGUUGUCUUGCGUCAUGGUAUCUUCAUGCUUCAUUAUAGUGACACUUUGCAGAGAAGACAUAUUGUGUCCAACCGGGUAUUCCCUAGGAGCCGCUCUCCAUGGAUUUUGUUUUUUUGCCUUAAGGUCAUGGAGUUGUAGGCAUGGCCGGACAGACAGCGUUGCUCUCAUACUACACAAAUGUUUGUGGAACCACGCGGCAGCGGCUCUCCAGAUGAGCAGUUACUACACACACCCAUGAAAGAGAGUAAUGGAAUCAUUUCGUUACUGUCCACCACGGAGACGAUCAGAGCGUUAGGAGUGACAAUGAUGCUCGUGAGAGAGUCUCUGCAGUUAUUUCUGUCGACAUUCGGACGCAGCCCUCGAUGGAUUCGAACCUGUAAUGUGGGGAAAUGAAGCUUGCUCAUCGGACGUCGAAUUUCGCUGGUGCGGUUAUCGUGGGAUGGCAUGUCAACGUCUUCUGUACUCGUUAGCGAAGAAAUGAAAGAAAAAGAGUUUGUCGAACGAGGAUUUGUCAAUGUUUUCUGGGUGUCCCUAUGAGGCGCUCCACGUGGCCUGCGCCCAGGGGGUGGAUGCUUGACAUCAGAGCUAACCUUGCUAUGAUGCUACCCAACCAUGCAUCUGAUACAUAAGUGGUG